This is a messenger RNA of Malania oleifera, 658 nucleotides long. RefSeq names its product histone H4. Gene Ontology annotation, biological process: nucleosome assembly. The transcript has a single exon. Gene Ontology annotation, molecular function: protein heterodimerization activity; structural constituent of chromatin; DNA binding. Gene Ontology annotation, cellular component: nucleosome. The coding region runs from base 211 to 522 and encodes 103 amino acids. The record is from RefSeq and is a predicted model, not a curated record. Lineage: Eukaryota; Viridiplantae; Streptophyta; Magnoliopsida; Santalales; Ximeniaceae.
UCCCAGCCGUCCGAUUGGCCCAACGAUCGCCCACCUACGAGCGCCAUUAAAUUUCAAACCACCGCCAAAUUUCGAACUUCCAAAACCCUGAACCCUAUAUAAACCCCACCACAGUCUCUCUUCCACAUCAACUCAAAUCAGAGUUCCAAGAGCUAUCACUCACUUCCUGAAAACCCUAGAAGGUUUUUGGUAAUCUCGUUCGAAUCGAGAAUGUCGGGCCGCGGAAAGGGAGGCAAGGGCUUGGGCAAGGGAGGAGCCAAGCGUCACAGGAAGGUCCUCAGAGAUAACAUUCAGGGCAUCACGAAGCCUGCGAUUCGUCGUCUGGCGAGGAGAGGAGGCGUGAAGAGGAUCAGCGGAUUGAUCUAUGAAGAAACCAGAGGGGUCCUGAAGAUUUUCCUGGAAAAUGUUAUUCGCGAUGCUGUGACCUAUACGGAGCACGCCAGGAGAAAGACUGUGACGGCCAUGGACGUGGUUUACGCUUUGAAGAGGCAGGGAAGGACUCUCUAUGGCUUUGGUGGUUAAAAUUUCUCUUGGAAGGUUUUGGAUCUAUAUUGUAGAUCUUGUUUUGUUGUCCCUUUUUUUUAAUGAUGUUCUGUUAUCACAUGACUUUGUAACUCUCGUUCUCUUAUUGAAGGAAUCAAUGUUUCAUUUGAGGAAA